Molecule: messenger RNA, 618 nt
Organism: Phytophthora nicotianae INRA-310
Lineage: Eukaryota; Oomycota; Peronosporomycetes; Peronosporales; Peronosporaceae
Exons: 1
Coding region: 1-618 (205 amino acids)
Source: RefSeq, a predicted model, not a curated record
AUGGAACAGACGGUUGCACCUAAGUUGGAAGAUGUGGAUGCGAAGAGCGACAUUCGCGACUUUAUUCACUCCAUUCGUGGGCACAAAGGUCGUAUCCGCUUGACAAGCUUGACUGUCAAUGAUCUGUGCAACGAUACAACUCGUUUCCUGAUAGCGUCGCCUUCCUCGAAGCCCUGUCGACCACUGCGCAAAACUUGCCUCGAGAUCCGCGAUAUCUCGUCCAAGAAGGUUCCAUUUGACAACGAUGGCAACCAAGAGCUUCUGUGUGAGGUUCUAGAUGCGCGGCCAGGCGAAGUCGAGACACACGAGCGCGAAAAAGUACAAGAUCAAGGAAUUUGUACACAAGAAGAGUACUCUCGUUUCCGAAUUGACUUCAGUGCGGCGGAAAAUGAUUCCUCUGUGAACGUGGAUACCUCGGUAGCUCAGGCCGAUGGUGACCAUGAAUUCGAAGAGAAGAAAGACAUUGCCCAGCAAAAUGAACCAGAAAAUGACUGUGACGAGACUACACCAAACGUCAGUCCAUCAGAGAGCAGUGGCUCGCUCAAAGCUCACUUUUUGACCGAAGACGAGCUUGGUAGUGCUCAACAUGAACCGAUUCUAGUCAGCAAAGACAGCUGA